GCAGAGAGCGAGACAACGGAAGACAAAGUAACGCAGGGGAGUAGCGACAGGACAUGAGCGGGACUGCACUACACACGACGGAUCGGUACUCAUUACAUGUGGUAGGGAGACUGGACGGACCAUUAGUGUUAAUGAUCAUAGAACUCCAGCUCCAUACUAGAUUGUGCAUAGUUGAGGAGGCAGAGUGUUUCCGCCGUGCCCUGCGUGAGGCAAGGGGGACAGGACUUUGGAUUGGAAUAGAAGGAGGACGGAGGAUCAAAUACGUACUCCGAGUAACACCCUUCGAAGAGCGGUCUCGGAUAAGGACAUGGUACGAGACGACCAGAGAGGCUGAGAGGUUGAAGAUAAGCGAAGUCAGAAAAGCUGGAGAGAUAGGGAAAGUUGUAACAGAUGGUGCAAUACUCAGGGUGUUAGCCGCUCACAACCGGUACUGGAAGGAAACGAUAAAGAUUUUAGAGGCGACAGACGAAGGAGGAGAUAAUGAGGACUUUGAGACAUUUUAUGACAUAUUGGAGCGGUCGGCGAUGAGGUUACAAGUCGUUAUAGCACUAACUUACCUCAGCUGUAGGCAAGAAAGUAUACUUAGAGAUCUUCCGCGCGACAGGCUUGAUUUCCCUGAAGUCCUAAAGCUCGCGAUAAAGGCGGAGGCAGACAAUUACAAGGACUUGGUGUGGAGAGGGAUGAGGAGACGUGACUUCUCUCUCUACAAGGAGUAUGCCACUGAUAGAUGCCCUGAUUUCAAGGACUAUCCCUGGUCGAAGAAGAAUGAGGCCGUGGCAGAGGAAGUGAAAGAGAUACGGGACAUGGUGAAGGGAUUGACGAGACAGGUUACAGAGAUUGUGACCACUACAGGGACCACGGCCUACCGGGACAAACCUGGAGGGCCCUAUUCACUUCGCUGGGACCGUAGGAACAACGAUUCCUGGAGGAGUGUCGAGGAUAGAAAUCCCCGGACGCUGACUGAUUAUCGUGUUAGCGGAAGAGAGAGAGACGAUGAGCCAUGGCGACGUAGGGAUGAUGAGAUAGACCGAGACCACAGAGAUCGCGAGCCGUUUGCGCGAGCAAGGAGGCUGGAUGAUUACCCGCGAAGCCCUCGCUAUCAGGCCGAUCUCGGUAGAGGCGACUCCCGCGGCCGAUGGGAGACAGAUCAGGGCCGACGAGAUGGAUAUAGGGACGACAGAUACGAGAGAUCAGACCGAGAUGGAUAUAGGGACGGCAAAUACGAGAGAUCGGACCGAGACGGAUAUAGGGACGGCAGAUACGAGAGGUCGGGUCGAGAUGGUUACAGAGGUGGUAGGUAUGAAAGAGGAAAUCGGGAUUGGGAACGACGAGAUGGGUCGCGCGCACGGUUUGAGCGCGGGGGAGAUGCGAGAGAGCAGCGCGACGAGUCGCGGGGGUGGUACAACCGAGGGGACCGACGCGAUGAGUCACGAGGGCGAUAUGACUCCGGGGACCGCCGGAAUGAUUCGCGAGGGCGGUAUGAGCAAGGAGGGUCUGGAGGAGACCGCCGCAACGAUUCGCGCGGUCGGAAUGAGAGAGGGGUAUAUGACCCGAGUAAAGAAAAGGAGCCGGUCAGGAGCCAGAGCAUCAAGAUAACCUUUGAGGGGGAUAUGGCGGCCACACCCAUAAGGGUGGCAGCCACCAAGUCGGCAAGAGGGUCUACAUCGAAGAAAACUAAAACGGAUUACAUGAUGGCGGAGAAGGACGGACAGCGGGUCGAUGGAGAGGAGGUUAUCCUUUCGCCGCGAAAGCGGGGAGUGAAGAAGUUCUUAAUGAAGAGUUCGCUGGACGAGAUUGACACGGUCGAGCCACUGAGGCGGGCCCUUCGGCAACCCAUGCAGUGCUCUAUUCUGGAGUACCUGGCGGCAUCGAAGCCGGCUCGUGAUGAAUUACAGAUGAUCACGCGGAAGACUCGCAUACCUCUAUCAGAGGAGGGUCAGGGGGCCCUUAAAGCGGAAGCUUCUACAGUAGCAGUAACGGGGGGGACUGUCAUUGCGGAUCGCAUGGCGACAGUCCUUCUCGAUGGGAUGGAAGGUGUGCCUCCAGACAAGUUUUAUAUACUUGGUAGCGGGGCCGUGGAGACGAUUAUAAACGAUGGAGCGAUACUCGAUGCUGUGAUUGAUAACGACAGUGAGGCUGUCAUCAUAGACGAGGACCUGGCAGUACAAGUUGGACUGGGCCUCGAUAGGUCAUACCUAUUCGAGAUAGAGACGGCUGAUGGAAGAAAGCAACAAAUCACUGGGGUUUGUCACAAGGCAGCCAUAGAGGUCCAAGGGGUAAGAGUGACCCUGCCUGUCUUUACAGUCAAGAACUGCAGCUCCGACCUGCUCUUGGGUCGAACGUGGCUGAGCCACGUGCAUGCGGUGACGAUAGAGCGACCUGAUGGGAGCCAAACANCUCCGACCUGCUCUUGGGUCGAACGUGGCUGAGCCACGUGCAUGCGGUGACGAUAGAGCGACCUGAUGGGAGCCAAACAUUGUCCAUUAGGAAACCAGACGGGACGCGGGUAAUGAUUGAG
This is a messenger RNA of Chara braunii, 2518 nucleotides long. The record is from the annotation of a GenBank genome assembly. NCBI's taxonomy places the organism in Eukaryota, Viridiplantae, Streptophyta, Charophyceae, Charales, Characeae.